AAUACGUGAACUGGCCGUGCCGGUGGGAAGAGUUUGACCAUUUUUAACUUCAGAACCAGAGCAGCACCAGCUAAUCGUCCAUGUUGGAUUUCAGAGUGCUGGACCGCUGCGGGUCCAACCUCCAGCAGAAAUCCCGUCUGAUGAGGCCCGUCUGCACGCAGAGGAGCCUCAUAUCCUCAGGAAGACGACGCACAGAGGACGUGUAAGGACAUUUGUAUGUUUCAAGGUUGUUUCUAUGAAUAUGUAGGCAGAAAAACAGAUAUUCUUGCUGUAGUUUGUGUUUAAUAGGUAUUGAACCUGACAGUUACAGUUGCUUUUGAACCAUAAUAAAUGAAACAGACCAACAUAUUUGAUGAUUAUUGAUGAUUAUUGAUAAUGGCACUCAUCAAAAUGCAUUGUUUGUUACUGGUUUCUCAAUAAGUGACUAUGAUGUUUUAAUGGCUUCUUAUUGUCUUUGUGCUGUACAAAUAAACCUGAUCAAUCGAUUGAUCGAUUGAUGUAGCGUCUGAUGUCUGUGUAUGUCAGUUCAUGAAAAGAAUGAGUGCAAUGACGUUAAAACUGAUAAGUUAGUCUGUGGUCCCACAUCAUGAGCAUUUUAAAAGCACUCGGAGGUAAAAGAUCGAGGUCACAGUGAACAGAGGAAGAAGCAUCUGCUGUUGCAGCAGGUGAAGAUGCAGCAGGUGAAGACGCAGCAGGUGAAGACGCAGCAGGUGAAGACGCAGCAGGUGAAGACGCAGCAGGUGAAGACGCAGCAGGUGAAGACGCAGCAGCUGCUUCACAGCCUGCAGCUUCAGUCAGAUUCAAUGAUCCAAAAAAUCGUUUUCAGAUGCAUACGCUGCCAGAACCUUAAAGAAAUGCUGGAAUGGCAACAAGGAUGAUGUCGCUUUUCCAGGAAGUGUUUCAGCAGCCUGCCUUCAUCAGUGUUCAGAUAUUUAAACAUCCCAGUGAGAGAAACAUCGACUGUUUACUGUAGAUUCAAAUUCAGAGUUGAGACUACAGGAAGGUUUUUUGAUACGUUUCUGUGUCUACUGGUUUUAUUUUUGACUUGCAAAUGUGACAGAGAGAAUGUGGUGUGGAUCCAGAGCCAGAAGGACGGAGCUGCGUUUGAGGUUCCCUCCAGGAAGCUGCACCACUGCAGCUGACCCAGAAGAAUCAGUGAUGACCAACAACUCCUCCACCAGCCAGGUCUGUAAUCCGGUCAACGAAUCGUCUCUUCCUGGAUUCAUAUUCUUCUACAGUUUGGUGUUUGUGGUGGGUUUGAUCCUGAACAGCUACACCUUGUGGUUCCACCUCUGCCGCACUCAGCAGAGGGUCCCAAAGAGUUGGAUGAUCUACCUGAAGAACGUGACAGCAGCCGACUUCCUGCUCUGCCUCGGACUUCCCCUCCGCAUCGCCGACUAUGCAGGCAGGUCUGAGAAAGUUCACCUGUUCUACUGCACCUUCGGAGCCCCCAUCUUCUACAUCAACAUGUACAUCAGUAUCCUACUUAUGGGCUGCAUCGCCGUCAACAGGUACAUGAAGAUCUUUCAUCAUGUGAGGAUGCCCUUCCUGAUGACGACUCGAGGCGCCUGCUUCCUCUCAGGAGCCACCUGGGUUUUCUUCCUGGCUCCAACACCUGUAUACAUCAUCCUGAUGCUGAACACCGACAAACCUGCUUUUUCUGGUGCCAGCACUUGUGAUGUUUUGCAGAGUGAAGCAGUCAACGUAUUCUAUAAGCUUUUUCAUGCUGGUGCUGCCAUCGUCUUCCUGUCAGUGCUCUGCUCUCUGGUCUUCUGCUACUGCAGCGCCUCCCGCAGGGUUCUGCAGAUCCAGCAGAGGCAACUGGGCUCCUUCAACUCCAAGAAGCUGGAGAAGUCUCGCAGGAACAUGUUGGUGUUAGUCAGUGUGUUCUGCAUUUGCUUUCUCCCCUAUCACCUGGUUCGACUUCCGUACAUCAUACUUCAGAAACAGUGUUCUGCGGUGCUCUAUUACCUGAAGGAGGUGACUGUCUUGAUAUCAGCUUUUAAUAUCUGUCUAGAUCCUCUGAUUUACGUCUUUCUUUGUAAGGAGUUCAGGGCCAGGUUGAACUUGCAGCACAUGUUCUCCACUACAAAAGACAACUCCAGUAUCUCAGGCUCAGAGGCUGAAACAGAAAUGGGGAACCAACAGACCCAGCAGAUCAUGAAUGCAACAACUUCAUCCAUCCAUAACAUCUCAGUCCAGAAUAUGACAUGUGAUUUAGAUGUGAAAUUAUGCAACUCUUUCCUGGUAGUGGUCUACAGCCUGCUGUUCCUGGUGGGCUUUAGCCUCAACAGCUUCACCUUGUGGUUUCACUGCCGUGGAGUUCAUGGCCAAGUGUCCAAGAGCUGGAUGAUCUACCUGAAACAUCUGACAGCGGCUGACUUUCUGCUCUGUGUCACCAUCCCUCUGCGCAUUAUUCACUAUGUCAGAAGCUCAUUCACCAUUCACCUGUUCUACUGCAGCAUUGGAGCCCCGCUCCUGUUCCUCAAUAUGGCUGCUAGCAUCCUGUUCAUGAGCUAUAUAGCAGCUAACAGAUACAUGAAGAUACUUUAUUCCCCGGGAAGUCACAUCCUGAUGAGCGCCAAAGCCAGCCGCGUCAUCUCAACAACCACCUGGGUUGUUCUCCUGGCCAUAACAACACCUUACGCCAUCAUGAUGCUGGUCAACGAGAAACAUCAUGAUGAUGAACACACUAUGUGUGACCAUCUGAUCAGUGAACCUGUCAAACCACUGCACACAGCGAUUCAUGCUUUUACUUUCAUCGUCUUCCUGUUGGCACUCGUCUCUCUGGUCUUUUUCUACUACAGCACCUCCCGCAGGGUGCUGCAGAUAGAGAAGGCCCAACUGGCCUCCCCCAACUCCAAGAAGCUUAUGAGGUCUCGCAGGAACAUGUUGGUGUUGGUCAGUGUGUUCUGCUUUUGCUUUGUUCCUUAUCACUUUGUUCGACUUCCAUACAUCAUACUUGAGAAAAACUGUUGGGUAGAGUUGUACUACAUCAAGGAGUUUGCCGUUUUACUAUCAGUUUGUAACAUCUGUCUGGAUCCGCUUAUUUACGUCUUUCUUUGUAAGGAGUUCAGGGCUCAGCUUAACCUGAAAAAGAUAUUUUGCACAAAACGGAAGAGAAGCACGUCCAGUUUGGAGGCAAGAUGA
Poeciliopsis prolifica (blackstripe livebearer) is the source of this 3150-nucleotide messenger RNA. RefSeq lists its product as uncharacterized. The record is from RefSeq and is a predicted model, not a curated record. Bases 1066 to 3150 code for a protein of 694 amino acids. Lineage: Eukaryota; Metazoa; Chordata; Actinopteri; Cyprinodontiformes; Poeciliidae. Gene Ontology annotation, cellular component: membrane. The transcript is spliced from 7 exons. Gene Ontology annotation, molecular function: G protein-coupled purinergic nucleotide receptor activity. Gene Ontology annotation, biological process: G protein-coupled receptor signaling pathway.